AUGUCAACUCAUUCAAUCCUAAACGAUUCCGUUUCGAAUCAAUUAAAUCAAUCCAAUGAGACGUUGAGCAUUGAGGAAUGGGAGGCGUUGUGCGUUGAAAACGAAAACGAUAAAGACAUAUUUUUAACGGAAAAUGAAAUUUAUUCCAUCGGAAAUUUCCACCAAAAUCUUGUCGACUUGGAGGUUAAAAGCGAAAGGAAUGUUAUCAAUUUUCUUAAACAGCGGUACUUGGAUAAACAAUUUUAUACUUGGGCUGGACAAACGUUGCUCUCUUUGCAUCCAUACGAAGAUGUCCCCCCGAGAAAAGGAAAUAAAAAUUUGCCCAGCGUGGACGCAAUCGUUUCGAGGGCUUGGUUUAAGUUGUCGAGAAAUAUUGGAAAACCAAAUCAAACGAUUGUUAUUUCGGGGGAAAGCGGAUCGGGGAAAACUUAUUCUGCUUGUUUGGCUAUGAAAAGUAUUGCUGGGAUGAAGGAUGUUGUUAAUUCUGAAUCGGUUUUAUGGCAAACUUGGUAUUCAGUACCACUUUUAACAGCAUUUGGUAACGCACCCAAUGAGCACAACAAUAACAGUUCAAGAUUUGGGAAAUUACUCCAAUUGCAAUGGAACGACGGCCAAAUUGUUGGGGCCUUCAUAAAAACGUUUUUAUUAGAAAAAUGUAGAGUUUCCGGGCCGAACCUCAACGAAGGAAAUUUUCAUAUUUUUCGCCAGAUUUUAGAUAGCCUCGAUCCCGAAUCAUUAUCAAAUUUGUAUUUAGACCCGGAAAUAAUCUACAAAAUAGCCCCACCUUCCGAUAACAUAAUAAGAUCAACUUACGCAGAAACCGCGAAAUCUUUAAAAAUGUUAAACAUAAACGAACUAAACGAAAUCAUGAUCAUUCUCGCGAUCAUUUUAAAUCUGGGAAAUGUCGCGUUUAUCACGAAAGAUGACCACAUCCACAUCGGGAGGGAGUCACAAAAAUUUUUAUGCAACACCUCAAAACUUUUAAAAAUCGAGCCUGAGGCUUUAAUAAAAUUGUUAGUGACCAAAACGUUCGUAACAAAAGCAAGAGAUUCGAUUUACACAUCGCUUUGUUCUAAUAAAGAGGAGUGUUACGAAAGAAGAAAUUGUUUGAUGAGGUACCUUUACAACAACUUAUUUUUGUGGUUAAUCGAUCGUGUAAAUGAACAAAUUUAUUACCCCGAAAACGAUUAUAAAUUAUUGGGAAUCUUGGAUAUUUAUGGCUUCGAAGUUUUUGAAAGCAACACUUUCGAACAGCUUUGUAUUAAUUACGCCAACGAACGUUUACAACAAUUUUUCGUCUGUGAUCAUCUUUUAAAGCAAAAACGAGAUCUUGAAAGUGAAGGAUUUUUCAUCGAAAACAUUGACACAUCGAGUUAUUCCCAAAGAAUCGAUCUUUUAGAUGGAAACGUUUCGAUUUUUGGUGUCUUAAACGAAGAGUGUACAAUGAAACGUUUUAACACCGACGUUUUCGUAAAUGCGAGAUUAUCAGAAACGUUUAAAACUAACAAGUAUUUUGAAAAAUCGGCGAAUAAUUUCUCAACGAUUUUUGUAAUAAAACAUUUCGCGGGGGAUGUUGCUUAUAACACGAAAACGAUGUUGUUUAAGAAUAGGGAUAAAAUCCCUGAUGAAAUGAUUGGGUUUUUAAAAGAAUGCAAAUUUCCUUUUUUAGAGUGCAUCCUCGAAACGAAUAAGUUAACGAAUAAAACGUCUUUGGGGAAAUUUAAAAAAUCUUUAGACGAUUUAAUCAACAUUUUAAACGAAUCGGAUGUUCAUUACAUUAAAUGUUUAAAACCGAAUAACAUUCAAUUAAGCGGAUUCGUCGACGAAUUAUUUUUAAACAAUCAGUUACAUUCAAACGGGAUUAUUGAUAUCUUAAAAUUACAAUUUCAAAACUUUUUUAUUAAACUCCCGGUUAAAGAAUUUUUAAAAUCGGUUUCAAAGAACACUUUUAACAUCCUUGAAAUCAUUUUUAAAGAAUCAAUUCAUGUCGGAAACGAAUUUAUUUAUUUAACUGAAGAUGCCUAUUUCGGAUUUGAAAUAUUAAAAUGCGUCGAACGCUCUUCGGCGGCUAGAAAAGUGCAACGAUGUUGGAUUAAUUACGUGCAACGUAGAAAAACGAUCUUAACCAUACAACAAUUCGAAAAUAAGAACAAUAUUAUUGAGGAAAUGAUCGAUUUGCGUAAAACGUCGAGUGAGGUUUACAUCACAAGAGAUGAUUCGAGUGUUAAUUUGACGGAUCAUUUCACAACUUCUUGUAUGAAAGCUGAGGAAUAUUUGAGGGUUCAUUAUGUGAGGAAAAGUUACGAAGGCGAACCUUUAUCUUUGUGUUUAGAGAAGAUUUUUAAUAACGUUGAAACCAAAAAAUUUAAGAGGGUUUUGUUUUUUGGUGAUCGUAUCAUUAGUUAUAAUAGAUUAGCUGAGAUUCCAGUGCGAUUACACCUUUCAAAAAGUUGUAUUCCUUAUUCGAAUUUAUUACCCAAAUCUGAAUUGGCGAAAGGAUUAACUGAUAUUUUUUAAUUUUUAUGUGUAACUAUAUCAUUAAAGAAAAUUUUUAAUUUA
Molecule: messenger RNA, 2559 nt
Organism: Onthophagus taurus
Lineage: Eukaryota; Metazoa; Arthropoda; Insecta; Coleoptera; Scarabaeidae
Product: unconventional myosin-XIX-like
Biological process (GO): actin filament organization
Cellular component (GO): myosin complex; cytoplasm; actin cytoskeleton
Molecular function (GO): actin filament binding; microfilament motor activity; ATP binding
Source: RefSeq, a predicted model, not a curated record